Messenger RNA from Rhodotorula toruloides NP11, 966 nucleotides. RefSeq names its product cell division control protein Cdc10. The record is from RefSeq and is a predicted model, not a curated record. The transcript is spliced from 10 exons. Gene Ontology annotation, cellular component: microtubule cytoskeleton; cell division site; septin complex. NCBI's taxonomy places the organism in Eukaryota, Fungi, Basidiomycota, Microbotryomycetes, Sporidiobolales, Sporidiobolaceae. Gene Ontology annotation, biological process: cytoskeleton-dependent cytokinesis. Gene Ontology annotation, molecular function: GTPase activity; molecular adaptor activity; GTP binding. The coding region runs from base 1 to 966 and encodes 321 amino acids.
AUGGCUGCUGCUGCUGUGGAGAACCCCGUCGAGCUCACUCGCCUCAACAGCUACGUCGGAUUCGACUCGCUCCCGCAGCAGAUCGAGUCCAAGCUCCUCAAGCGUGGCUUUUCUUUCAACGUGAUUGUAGUCGGCCAAACGGGACUCGGCAAGUCGACCCUCAUCAACACGAUCUUUGCCUCCCACCUCAUCGACACGAAGGGUCGCUUCGAGCCGGAUGAGCCGAUCAGGCAGACGACGGAGAUUCAGGCAGUCUCGCACGUCGUCCAGGAGAACAAUGUCCGCUUGCGCCUGAACAUCGUCGACACGCCUGGCUACGGCGACCUCGUCAACAACGAGAACUGCUGGGACCCUAUCGUCAAGUACAUCAAGGACCAGCACUCGGCCUACCUCCGCAAGGAGCUCACCGCGAUGCGCGACAAGCACAUCGCCGACACCCGCAUCCACGCCUGCCUCUACUUCAUCGCUCCGACCGGCCACACCCUCAAGGCGAUCGACAUCGUCGUGAUGAAGAAGCUGUCCGAGGUCGUCAAUGUCGUGCCGGUCAUCGCCAAGAGCGACAGCUUGACGCUCGAGGAGCGCGAGUUGUUCAAGGAGAGGAUCCGCGCCGAGCUUGCGCACAACAACAUCCGCGUCUACCCCUUCGACACCGAAGACCACGACGACGAGGAGCGCGGCCUCAACUCGGCUAUUCGGAGCAUGAUGCCUUUCGCCGUUGUUGGCUCCGAGCGAAACGUAAUCGUGGAUGGCAAGCCUGUGCGCGGCCGGAAGAACCGCUGGGGCGUCAUCAACGUUGAGAACGAGCAGCACUGCGACUUCAACUACCUCCGCAACUUCCUGACCCGCACUCACUUGCAAGACUUGAUCGAGACGACGGCGCUCGUCCACUACGAGGCGUUCCGCUCGAAGCAGCUGCUCGCUCUCAAGGAGUCGUCUGCGGCCAAGGCGCAACAGGCGCACGCCUAG